Molecule: messenger RNA, 374 nt
Organism: Pistacia vera
Lineage: Eukaryota; Viridiplantae; Streptophyta; Magnoliopsida; Sapindales; Anacardiaceae
Product: cyclic nucleotide-gated ion channel 1-like
Exons: 3
Source: RefSeq, a predicted model, not a curated record
UUCUGGGUCAGCACAGCAUUUCACACAUGCGUUUCGUUGGUACAAAAAUCACGCAUCAACACUUUCCAAUCGACACUCUCGCCAUUCUUCCACUUGCACAGGUGGUGAUUUUAUUAUUGGUUCCAACAAUGAGAGGCUCCGCACUUUUUACCGGGAUGAAGUUGUUAAAAUUUUCCGUGUUUUUCCAAUAUGUGCCAAGGGUUAUCAGAAUCUACCCAUUGUUUAUGAAAGCUACUAGGAUUUCAGAUGUCUUUGAUGAAGCUAUAUGGGCCAAAGCUGCAUUCAAUCUUCUUCUUUACAUGCUUGCUGGUCAUGUAUUUGGAGCCUUGUGGUACUUUUUUGCCAUGAGAACUGACUGUAGCUGGAAGAAUGCC